Molecule: messenger RNA, 1120 nt
Organism: Populus nigra (black poplar)
Lineage: Eukaryota; Viridiplantae; Streptophyta; Magnoliopsida; Malpighiales; Salicaceae
Product: NAC domain-containing protein 54-like
Exons: 3
Coding region: 13-816 (267 amino acids)
Biological process (GO): regulation of DNA-templated transcription
Molecular function (GO): DNA binding
Source: RefSeq, a predicted model, not a curated record
UUUUAUAUAUAUAUGAUGAGGGCAGUAGCGAUCAUAAUAAUGCAAAAGGUGUUUGCGAAGAAAGUAGGAGGUCAUCGGGAAGGGAAAGAAAUGGCACCGGUCGGAUUGCCUCCUGGCUUUCGAUUCCAUCCGACCGACGAAGAGCUUGUCAAUUACUAUCUUAAGCGUAAAAUUAAUGGCCAAGAAAUCGAUUUAGACAUCAUCCCUGAGAUUGAUCUCUACAAAUGCGAGCCUUGGGAUCUAGCAGAAAAAUCUUUCUUGCCAAGCAGAGACCCGGAGUGGUAUUUCUUCGGGCCCCGGGACAGGAAAUAUCCCAACGGAUUCAGGACUAACAGAGCAACUAGAGCUGGAUACUGGAAGUCUACCGGGAAAGACAGGAGGGUUAACUGCCAGAAUAGAGCCAUCGGAAUGAAGAAGACAUUAGUUUACUACCGAGGGCGAGCUCCUCAAGGGAUUCGGACUGAUUGGGUAAUGCACGAGUAUCGGCUCGACGACAAGGAGUGUGAAGACACCUCUGGAAUCCAGGAUUCGUAUGCAUUGUGUCGAGUGUUCAAGAAAAAUGGAAUAUGUUCUGAGAUUGAAGAGCAAGGACAAUGCACAACAAGCCUAUCAUUAACGGAGAGCUCAUCGCAAGGUGUGCUAAACGAGUAUGAAACAAUGUCACCAGAUGUCCCAAUUGCAUCAUCAUCUUGUAUUGAAGAGGAAGACAAAGAUGAUUCAUGGAUGCAGUUCAUCACAGAUGACCCAUGGUACUGUUCUUCUAACCACGCUAUGGUUGGCGGUGAAGAGAUUUCUCAAGUGACAUUCACUGACUAAGCAAGGAUAAUUAUCAAGUGAUUGGUGGUGAUGAAUAAUAUGAACAGAGUUGGAUAUAUUUUUCUUACAAUAAGGCAUCGAGUUGGUAAAAGCAUUAGAGUGUUAUGCCUAAUUGGCUUAGUUAUUUUGUUUUGGUUUUGGAUAUGCAUGGUGGCCUCCCUAUCCAGCUAGAGCCAAUUUAUCAAAUGGCUUCAGAAUUUUUUAUUUUUAUUUUUAUUUUUUUUUUGGUGGUUGUUGACCUCUACUUGAAGGUGAUAUGGUGUUACUUGUGGCAUUAAUUAAAGGGCAUUAAUAUUAAUAUUAA